Molecule: messenger RNA, 246 nt
Organism: Caenorhabditis briggsae
Lineage: Eukaryota; Metazoa; Nematoda; Chromadorea; Rhabditida; Rhabditidae
Exons: 3
Coding region: 1-246 (81 amino acids)
Source: RefSeq, a predicted model, not a curated record
AUGACCAAUGUCGAGGCAAAAAUACCACUGACAGCUGUUAGCAAGAUUGAUGGCCGUACAAGGGAAUGCCGAGAAGCUCUGCAUGAUACAACCAAAUAUUGUUAUCAUAGUUAUGAUAUUAUCCGCCCUAAUCAUGGCCGGCUCGGCGCACCAAAACGAGUACGACUUUACGGAACGCCGUCACUCACUUACCAACAUGUUCAAGGCGUUCAAGUUGUGAUUAGAGCAAGAUUUCAUAGUAUUUAA